AUGAUACCUGAGAUCUGGCAGCAAAACAGGCUUUGCGACCAACUCCUAAGUAGAUAUGAUCCCUUCACGUUGGAAGCCUACAAGUCGGAGAUGGGGUUUGGCGGUGGGAAUUUCUUCCUUUUGGCGUACUGCCUCGCGUGCUGCUACCCUGGUUUGGGCGCAAGCAGCCAGCUGCGAGUCGUGAGGCAAUGGGCCGAGUUGGACUUCGUGUUCCCCAGCGAGGAGGCGAAGCAGUCAGCCAUCGAGAAGAAUUACUACAUACCCGGCAGCUCCGUUCCGAUAGACGUCGAUGUGCAACACAGGCAAGGCGCGGUGCGUUCGCGAAUCUUCAUCACGAUACCACGCUUCGACGCGGGCCGACCUAUAACUUUGGGAACGGUGGACGAGCAAGGCCGCAUACACGCGUACCCCGACUACUCUUGGCACGACAACCAAGGCUCGAAUUGCGACGGAAUGACAUCUGUAUUCAGGGUUGCCAUUGACGAAUGCAACCGGCUGUGGGUGAUGGACACGGGAAAGAUCGGGGACAAAGAGGAGUGCCCCCCGCAACUCCUGGCGUUCGACCUGAACACCGACGAGCUGAUUUACCGGCACAAAGUCAACUCGACCAGCUACGUCGCGUCGUCCCUCUUCAUAACACCGGUGCUGGACGUGAGACGCAACGGCAACGACUGCAGCGACACCUACGCGUACGUAGCGGACGUUUCCGGCUUCGGCUUCCUGGUGGUCGACGUGGCGAACAACCGCUCGUGGCGGGUGACCCACAAGUACACGUUCCCAUAUCCGUCAUGGGGGACGUUCACCAUAGCCGGUGAGAGUUUCGACCUGAUGGACGGCGUGCUUGGUAUGGCGCUGUCACCAUAUCAGCCAGGAGUGGACCGCUAUUUGUACUUCCACGCUCUUGCCUCCAAUACUGAAAACGUGGUGCGCACUAGCGUCCUCCGCAAUUCAUCCUUCAUCUCCGACUCUAACGCGCCGCCUAACUCCAUCAACGCGUUCCCGGAGGAGAGGCCGAACCAGUCCGCCGCGGAGGCGAUGGACCGCGACGGCAUCCUCUACUUCGGCCUCAUGGAGCCGCCCAGCAUAUGGUGCUGGAACUCCGCUACGGAGUACUCGCCGCGGAACUUCCACCAGGUGGCCGUCAACAGGGAGACCCUCCAGUUCGCCAGCGGCAUGAAGGUCGUCAACAACCUGAAGGGGCAGCAGGAGCUGUGGGCGCUCACGUGCAGCUUCCAGAAGGUGAUGACGGGCUCACUGAGCUCGGACACGGUGAACUUCAGGAUUCACGCGGAGAAAAUACCGAUCAUACUGCAGAACUCCCCGUGUGCGGCCCCCCCAAAGGAUCAGAGCCACGGCUACCAUGCGAAGAUAAUCACAAAGAAACAGGAGACACAUAUAAUGUACAGAUAUGGCGCUGUAUCAUAUCUC
This is a messenger RNA of Iphiclides podalirius (scarce swallowtail), 1428 nucleotides long. NCBI's taxonomy places the organism in Eukaryota, Metazoa, Arthropoda, Insecta, Lepidoptera, Papilionidae. The record is from the annotation of a GenBank genome assembly.